This is a messenger RNA of Notothenia coriiceps (black rockcod), 753 nucleotides long. RefSeq names its product trichohyalin-like. The record is from RefSeq and is a predicted model, not a curated record. The annotation marks the transcript as partial. NCBI's taxonomy places the organism in Eukaryota, Metazoa, Chordata, Actinopteri, Perciformes, Nototheniidae. The transcript has 3 exons.
GUGGAGAGCUAUGUUUCACAUAUUCGUGGGCUGCUGGAAGAGCGCGAGUCUCUUACUUCGGAGUAUGAGAGAGACAAUGAACAGCUGCGCGAAGAGCUACACCAAAUCAGACAACAACAGGAGGGUCAGAGCAAGGAGCUUGCAGAGAUGUUGGCUCAGGAGGAACUCGGGGAGAUGGGCUUGAGCAGCCCCAGUGAGCAGGUGGCGUACCUGCUGGUGGAGAGGGCCACACUACUGGAGAGGCUGGAGGCUGCUGAGAGGAGACUGGAAAGUCAGAGCCUCACCGGCAGCUUCAUGGAAGUCCAGCACCAGGAGCAUAUUCGCCAGACGAUGGGGGAGGAGCUAAGGCAGCACAGGGUGGAUAUGCAGAAAGCCGUAGAUAACAUGACAAAGGUGAGGUCAUUGUGCUUGUUGCUGAGUUACAGAUCUGUAUAAGAUCAGGUUAAAUUAAGUCUGAGAUCAAAAAAGAACAUCCCUUAUAUUUCCAGUUAAAGGGACGGUUCAUACAGAGUGGUCUCUUUCCAGAAAUCAUGAAUGGUUAAAUAUAGUAACUACUUUCUUGAGUAAGCUUAAUACAAUGUAGUUCCUUUAUAUUCAAGAGAAGGCAGACGAUCGUUAUGUUCAGCACUGGGCAUCGUACAUCCCAACAAUCUAGACUGCAGGAUAUAGGAAGAAUGUGUACUUUUGAUAAUUUGGGUGAACUUAUUUGGGUAUUUUAAGGACUUUUACUAUUUCUAUUUUAUUUGUAUUUAC